AGCAGCAGGAGACAUGAGCCCCAUAAACCAUAAUCAAUCUCAGACGUCUGACGGCUGCAGCAGCGAUGUCAAACGGGGACAGGGUGGUUUUAGCGCUCGGUGGAGCAGGAACUGUCGGAUCCGGGAUAGUUAAAGCUUUCCUGGACAGAGGUUUCAAGGUGGCUGUGAUCUCCAGAGACGGCAGCAAGUUGGAGAAACUCAAAGGUUUCGUUUCACCCGGCACAAAAAGUAACCUGAUUACUUUAGUUGGGAAUGUAGGCUCAGAGGACGGAGUGGAGGAGGUGAAACAGGCCUUGCUGAAGUCAGUGGGAAAGAUCACAGAUGUGGUGUCGUCUCUGGGAUUCAGCUGGUGGCAGGGAGGACCACCGCACACACAGCCUCUUAAAGAACUGCACUGGGUUAUUGAGACUCUUCUUUUCAGCACAUUUGUGUCCUGGAAAGCAUUUUUUCCCCUAGUGAGAGACGAUCCUAACGGCACCUACACAUUUAUCACAGGAGGAGCUGGAGAGAAAGUGCUGAUGCCUGGCACAGGGUUCCUGACUGUAGGAGCCGCUAGUGCUCUGGCCUUCUGUCAGGUUCUGCGUGAGGAGUAUCCCGAUGUGCCAUGCAAACUCAACCAGGUGAAAAUCAACACAGGUGUUGCAGCCCCAGACCGAAUGGCCCCAGGGUACCUGAACCACUUGGAUUUAGGGGAGGCUGUGGCUACGCUGGUGGAGCGGCGCAAUACAUCCCACACAGUGUUCCCCGUGAGCUGUCCAGCCGAUCUAAAAACCGUCAUCUUGGAGGACAAUCUGUAAUAAAGCCCUGUCAGAUUUUCCCCUUUGUAUCCUGUUAGUCUUGCGUGUAUCGUUUUAUUGCAUGUCAACCAAACAUUUGCAUAUCGAAAAAUCCUCAGCUUGUCGUCAUAGUACAGUCAUAGCCUUGAAAUACUCAAAACAAAUCAGUAUAAUAGCCGAUGGAAUGGUACAGAUGCUUUUGGAGUGCGGUCGAGCGUAAACGCAGCCCUAGACAUGUAAACUUGACAUUGAAGAAGAGAGACGUGUGUGAGAACGGAUCUGAAAACAAACUCUUUUUCGUGCUUGGAGGAGAAGGGAGGGAAAAAAAAGAAAAGAAAAACAUGGCAGGUUGUUGGCACACUUGCGUCCCCGUAGCGUGACUCUCUGCCCUCGUUCACUGAUCUGGCUGCUGCUUCCACGGCUCCA
Molecule: messenger RNA, 1202 nt
Organism: Danio rerio (zebrafish)
Lineage: Eukaryota; Metazoa; Chordata; Actinopteri; Cypriniformes; Danionidae
Source: RefSeq, marked predicted